This is a messenger RNA of Anoplopoma fimbria (sablefish), 9051 nucleotides long. Its product is annotated as polycystic kidney disease 1 like 1. Gene Ontology annotation, cellular component: membrane. Gene Ontology annotation, molecular function: calcium channel activity; protein binding. The record is from RefSeq and is a predicted model, not a curated record. Gene Ontology annotation, biological process: detection of mechanical stimulus; kidney development. The coding region runs from base 1 to 8766 and encodes 2921 amino acids. NCBI's taxonomy places the organism in Eukaryota, Metazoa, Chordata, Actinopteri, Perciformes, Anoplopomatidae. The transcript has 54 exons.
AUGUUCGGUGCUUUUGUCUCCACACUUAUUUUAUUGGAUAGGAUUUCCCAUCGCUCCUCUGUGGCAGUUCUUCCUCCAGAUCCUAAGAAUGCACCGUGGUUCAUGGGCUGCUUCAACGCCAGCAGCAGUCUUUAUACAAGCAAAGGUGGCCGUGACCUUGACCCGGUAACAUGCUCUGUUCUCUGCCUGGACAAAGGGUACCAGGUUGCAGCGUUGACCUCAGAGGCUUGUUACUGUGGCAACCAGCAACAUGGUUUGGUUGCCAGUGAGUGUUUCAACACAUCUUCCAAUGGAGGGACAAAGGAUGUCAGAAAAGAAAGACAAAGUGUCCCCUACUUGCCUGUUGGAGGAGAAAAGGGAAUUGUGGCACUCUACAGAACCAAAGGACCAUUUCUGCACAGCAUUCACUUGUCUACGUCUCCAGACAGAGUGCAGGCUGGGAAGACUUUUGUCAUUGAAGUUUCUGGAACUCUGGUUGGUCGCCCCAACCAGCCCACAGACGUCAGUGUCUCCAACCCCCUCUCAACGGUCUCCUCCGUCCUCCACCUCUCCGUCUUGCAGCCCUCUGCAGACAGCUUGGAGGUCUCUGUGAUUCAUGGGCCCCUGGGUGUCCCCUCUUGCAUCGCUUUCCCACAGAAAGACUCCAACGGUGUGACUGUGGAGGCAGCAUACCUGGACGACCAUGUCACACUACAGGCACACAUGGCCGAUGGUCUAGCAGUGGAGUUUUUUUGGUGGAUCGCUCACAAAAAAGAAGAGAAAAACAUGGAGGCUGUUGAGACAGUUUGCCUUCCAAACUCAGACUGUUUGAUCAGCACUGUGAACUGGACCUUUGAAACAGAGGGAGUUCACAUGGUGUCAGUGAACGCCUCCAGUGCCUAUGGAUGGACACAGCAGACGAUCCACAUUGUGGUGGUGCCUCUCGCGGUCUCUGACCUCAGAGUGAGUGUAUCCGAGAACAGGCUGACUUCUGAAGAGGUCGUGUCUGUGGAUGUAGAGAUGUUCACCACCAUGAAGCACCUACUGCUCCUCAACCUUACACUGAACGCUGAGCAUGUGCAGAUUUUUGCAGCAAAGCAAGCUUAUCCCACAAAUACAGAUAUCACUUUCCUGGCCAUGGCUGGAGUUCCAGACCCUGUGGGGUUCCUUUGGCACUUUGGAGACUCCAGAUCAGACAGAACCACCUCAAGAACCGUCACCAAAAGAUACCAAAAACCUGGCAGGUAUGCUGUAGUUGUAGUCAUGUCAAGUGGCCGGACCUCCUUUACCUCCAAUGUGUUCCCGCUGGUAGUCCAGAGAGCGGUGAAGCUCAACCGGCUGGUCCAUCAGGCUUCUGUCCUGCAGAACCAAACCGUAACGCUGAGCUGCCGGGUCAAUGUGGGGACUGAUGUCACCUUUCUCUGGAGCUUUGGAGAUGGAUCCUCCCGGCUGGGAAAGAGCACAGAGCAGCACGUCUUCCACACGACAGGAGAGUUCAGACUAAAAGUAACUGUGUCCAAUCUGGUCAGUUCUGUCUCUCUAAGUGGUCUCAUCUUUGUUGUGGACAGGCCUUGUCAGCCUCCACCAGUGGAAAACAUGGGGCCUCUAAAACUACAGGUGCGAAGAUAUGAGGUUAUCCGUCUAGGAGUGACCUAUGAGAUGGAACUUGACUGUGACAUUUCAGGAGGCCUUCACUACACCUGGACCUUGUUUGACUCCGCAGGACGGGUCUUCCCUUUGCCUCUAGUAGACACACACAGACAGAGCCUCACACUGCCCAGCCAUCUCCUGCACUACGACACUUACACUGCCACAGCUAGGGUUCAGGUCGCUGGAAGUGUGGUGUACAGUAACUACAGUGUAAGAGUGCAGGUGAUACCGAGCCCUCCUGUAGCCUUCAUCCAGGGUGGCACCAACAUCUUCAUUAACAAGUGGAACAACACCACGGUAACCCUGGACGGGCAGGGAUCUUACGACCCAGACUUCCCCAUGAACCCAAUCAGCUUCAGUUGGACGUGUAAACCAGUCAGCUCCAUUACCAGCUCCUGUUUCCACCAUGAUGUUCCCACUUCAUCCCCUUUGCUUGUAUUUCCUGCUAGUUUCUUAAAACACAACUUUGACCAGUUCCAGUUCACGCUCACCAUCCACAGCGGUGAGCGUUCAGCUUCAUCAGAGACCUUCCUCACAUUAACACCAAAAGUGAUCGGGAAGAUGUCAGUUUACUGCCGUCAGUGCCAGGGAGACCAGGUGAACUGGCAUCAGUCUUUCUCUGUCAGCGCCUUGUGUGAAGGCUGUGAUAUUUAUUCCAAAAACAUCCAGUACACCUGGAGCCUGUUCCUGGUCAAUGCAUCAUCCAAGCCUGUCAUAGAUGUCCCAUUUUGUCACACAGUGGAUCUCAGUGCUCCGUUUAACAUCAUGGAGGGUCCUGCCACUUCCCCUCAGACUCUUGGGAUUUCCACCCAGAAUCCACCUGCUCCAGGUGCUUCCCAGUACACCUAUACAGUCGAUACCUCCGCUCCUGUUAAUCUGAUCGAGAAUGCCUCUGAUACUAGUAUGGCUGAUUUGACAGAACCCGAUCCCUCGCCUAUCUCUUCUCUAGUAGACAUAAGAACAGAAGGAUCAGGAGAGGAGCCCUUUUAUCACCCUCUGGGGGAGUUUGACCCUCCAAAGCCUUUGUACUCCUCCACUGAAUACCCGCUACUUGACUUUGACAACAGUGGCGUCCUAUAUUCAGACCACUUUCUCCAGGGUGAUGUUAUCAGUGAAUUCCCAAAUGAUUCUGACUUCUCUGCUGACUGGGAGUUUUCGUUUCCUGUCCUGGAGACCGGUGACUUGGGAGGUCAACAAGAUUCAGAUUAUGAUGUUCCCUUGAUGAGCGCAGAGGAAGGGGACCCAGGAGUCUCAGCAGGAAGACCCACAGGUGUGGAUGGUGAGAGCUUCAGUCCGGGAGAUGAUUCAUUUCAUGAUCCAACACUGCAUGAAGAUGAGGGGAAUAAUCUGAUAGAUUCCAGACCAUCUGUUGUGAUCCAGGAGCCGGUUUUGCUCGAUUUACCCAGAGAUCCAGCAGACAGAGGCCUUUUUGAGUCCUACACUUUCACCGGAAUUUCCUCACCUUUGCUCGGCUUCAGACCGUUCAGUCUGAAUCCUGGGAGCAGAUACAUGUUGGAGAUCACUGCCAAAUCUCAUAAUAGUUUUCUGGGCCGGACUCAGCUAUUCUUAAAAACCAACCCUGCUCCAAAAGGGGUGACGUGCCAGGUCCAACCAGUCAAAGGGAUGGAGUUAUAUACACACUUCAGCAUCUUCUGCACCUCAGGGAAAGAGGACUUACUGUACGAGUACAGUGUCAGUGUAGGGGACGGACCUCCCAGGACGCUGUAUAAGGGGAGAGACUUCCAGUACUACUUCAGCCUUCCUUCUGGGGACCCGAAUGAUGACCAUAAAGUAACUAUUUACACAGAGAUCAGAAGCAGCAUUUAUGGGGCGGCAUCUAAACCUUGUCCUGUCACCAUCCAAGUCCAACCAAGCUUCUUCAGAGAUGCAUCUUCUUCUUCCCAUCUUGAUCCUGAUCUGGAGCUUUCAGAGUCAGGUCUGAGGAACCUCUCAGCUCUGGUGUGUCUUGGAAACAGUGUGGAGAUUCGUAACUACGUCAGUCUUCUCUCCAGCAUUCUCAACAGACUCAGUCUAGACCCUAAGGUCAACACACACGCACAGAGACGCACACGCAAUGUGCUCAUUUGCACGAUGUGUGAGCUUGAGAGCACUGGAGAGGCAGCAAUGGUGGACAACAUCUGCAUUCUGAAAAACCUUUUAGAAGUUACAAGUCAGGUGACAUUAGUGAGUGCAAGACGAGUGACCGUCCACGUUCAGCUCAUCUCAGAACAGUUUUUGGAUUCCAGUGCUUCAGUCUGGCACUCACAAAAGACACUCAACACCCUGGUGGCCCUGCUCUCAUACAGCCUGCAAGCUGCUCUCACUAGUAAUGACUUCACAUCUGAAAUGUCCACCAGUGAUGACAUUAUACAGUCAUUAGAGUCAGACCCACAUGAUGAAAUACAGGACUCAACCAGUGGUAUUUACAUGGAACAAGGAUUAUCGGUUUCAACAAAGCAGGCGCUGCAGCUUGUAGCUGAUAUUCUCCAGACUGCUUCAGACCUGAUGCUGUACAUCUUGACCCAUGAGGCUUAUGAAUACAGAGUCAACACUGGUCUUCUCGCCUUAUAUGCCACAUACCUCAACCAAACCUCCACGGUCCUCAGCAGUGGCUCCACCACCUUCUACAUGCCCGACUCCCUGAUCCAGCUCCUGUUUGUUCAUCGCAGUAGAGAGACUGAAAGAAGACUGCAUCGGCCGUGUGUGCUCAGCGUGCUGACCGAGCUCACCCACAGCCCUUACACCUGGGCCCACUAUCCUGGAACGCUAAGUGGACCAGUGGUUGACCUCAGUCUAUACAAGUGCAGCACGAGGAGAAAGAUCCCUGUUCGCUCCCUCAUUCAGCCAAUAAACAUCGAGCUGAAACAACCACCUAGAAACAGCUCUGUGACUGAGUACAUCCUCCUACGCAGCCAGGUCAACUACCACACCUUUAAUAUUACCCAGGAGCACUUGCAGCAGGCCAUCCAGCUGAGCGUGGUGUUCUUGCAGCCGCUUAACAAGGUGUUUCCCAUCAUGCUGCUCUUCAGGAUGUUUGAGAGGCCGACUCCCAGCAUGCACCAUCUGCACAGGAUUCACCACUGGGACAGCAACACCACACGGUUCACUCUGCCCCCAUCCUACCUCAGUGCUGCAGGUGUUGGUCACCUGGCCUUGCUGAAUGCUGACUUUGGGAAAACACCCAGACACAAGCACCUAAAUGAACAGGUAAGCUACAGCCUCACAGUGGACAGCAGCCUGUGUUUGUCUUGGGAUGGCCACCAGGGGGCCUGGACACACCACGGCUGCAGGACACAGCAAGCAGACUCAGCUACUGCAGUCAACUGCAGUUGUCACCAGUUGAGGCCGCUGACUGUGGUGCAGAAGCAGAUCCAGAGCAGCCAUGACACAACCAGUCUGGACCCGUUUCUAAGUGUUUCCAAUGACCUGACUGUGCUGGUAGUGCUGGUGUUCUGUGUAUGUCUUUACAUCCUGGGGUUGGUGGUGUGUAAGAGAGCUGAUGUUGUCUCUGAAUGGAAUCAGAGAGUACACUACAUUUCUGACAACUCUCCCUGUGACCCAUAUCUUUAUGCUGUUACAAUCCACACUGGUCUCUGCUCUGCAGCCUGCAUGAGUGCAAAGGUUUACAUAGUGCUGAAGGGGGAAGAUGGGUUCUCACAGACAAGAGAACUACAAGUCCCUGGAUGCACUCUGUUCAGGAGGAACUCUCAAGACACCUUUAUAUUAAGUGCAGCAGACAGCCUGGGCCCAGUGUGGGGGGUUCACAUCUGGCAUGACAACUCUGGACCCUCCCCCAACUGGUACCUCAAACAAGUGGAGGUAUCCGAGGUGAGCAGAGGGCAUGUGAAAGGACGUGUUUGGCUCUUUGUGGGUCAGUGCUGGUUGGCUGUGAACCAAGCUGAUGGCCGGGUGGAGAGAAGGCUGCGUGUUUGCACUCAUGCAAUAGGCUUUGCUAAGAUGUUGUGUCUCAAGCUAUCCGACUACUUGGCCGACUACCACAUCUGGAUAUCACUUUACACCUGCCCCUGCCCUAACUCCUUCACACACACUCAGAGACUUAGCGUUAGCCUUCUGCUACUGUUGGGAUACGCAUGUGUCAACGCAGUAAUCAUAUCACAAAUGAAUAAUCGGUUGCCAUUCGAGCUGGGCAUUAUAGAUCUGUCAGCUGUUUCUCUGACCACAGGAGUAUUAAGUGUGGUGGCAGCAUUGCCUGUAGCAGCAAUUAUAUCUUUCCUGUUCCGACUGCGUGAGGUCAAGCUGAUGGGAUCAGCCACAGACCUGCUGUCAGUGUCAACUACAAUUCUGGAAAAUAAAAACACAGUUAACAAACCUGAAAUCCAAUCAGAUGUUGUCACAAGAAAGGAGGACUCUCUUGAAGUUAAGAACUACAUCGGACCAAUGCUUCAAAAUGUGUUGUUAAUUACUGAGAGAAACAAUGUUGAUCAACCACCUGGGGGAAAAGAGGUCGAUAUUUUAAAUGAAAGCAACAGGUUUCCUGGAACCGAAGGAGCUAAUUUGUCCGGACCAAGGGAUGGAGGUCAUGCUUUUCAGAAGGAAGAAGAUCAUCAAGGGAACUUUUCUUCGGACUGCAGCUUAAAGGAAGACCGCUAUCACCAGGCAGCGUGGCCAGCACACGACAUCGACAAGUUGAAAGGGAGAGAAUUGAGACCGCUAUCUCAGUGGUCUCACUAUCUGGCCUGGACACUGUGUCUGCUGUUGUCCCUCACCUGCCUUGUGCUUUCUGCAGUGCUGGGAUUGAGGUUCAGCAGCAGCAAAGUUCUGCUAUGGAUACACUCUCUUUUCUUCUCCCUGGUGUUUUGCAUCUUCCUCAUCCAGCCAGCUGUGAUUAUCACAAUGGCAGUGACUGUUUCCUUUUGGCACAGGAAAAGAUCAGACUUUCAUAGCUUGUUCAGUAUAAGAGAGAUUGAGAAAGACACUUCAAAACUGUGGAGCCACAAUGGUGCUAAGCAACCAGCAGAGCAGUUUGGGACAUCUACCUUUCCACAGGAAAGAGGCUCGUAUCUUGAAAAGCUGCUUGGAGCUCGUCAGCGAGCCCGGUACCUCCAUCUUGUGCGCCCACCAACACCAUCAGAGCUGAGGAAAACCUCUGGGAAGAAAAGAAGAGAGACACUUAUCCAUUACACUCUCAGGGAUUUAUCACUCUGUGGCUCCAUGCUUUUCCUGAUGCUGUGUAUAAGUUAUGGGACCUCAUUCACUGAGCAUUACCACCUCAAUAAAGCUGUCAGAAAACAGUUUCUAAGUGGCCAUGAUAAAGCAUUUAUGUCCAUACAAAAGCAUGAGCACUGGUGGAGGUGGGCAGAGAGCAGUCUCCUUAAUAUACUUUACAAGAAUACGUCAUCCACAACUGCGUCACACAUCUUGAUAGGAGAGCCAAUCCUGUGCAAGACGGAGGUGUCCAACUCAUUUCAGGGCCAGUCUAUGACUACUCAGGUCUUAGUUCCCAUGGCAACGCCUCCAAAGAUGAGUGGUGACCUGGGCUGCUACUUGGGAUCAAGUACUACAGUUAGCUUAGGCCACACCAAGUCUGAUGCUGCGUCCAAACUGAAGCUCCUGCAUUCAGGUGUCUGGCUUUGCAGACAUACUGUGUCCGUCCAAUUCACCUUGUUUAGCCCUGCACCCAACUUGUUCACCAGUGUGACCAUGCUUAUUGAGCAGAGCCCCAUCGGGGUGCUGCUGCCCUCUGCCAAAGUCCAGUCAGUUAGGGUGUAUCACACUCCUGCUGUAUGGGACUAUCUUGUCAUGGUGUGCCAGCUCCUCUUCCUUAUCUUGUCCCUGCUGCAACUCUGUGAUCAAGUGUACGCUAUAGGGCAGCAAGGGCUGAUGGGAUACUGGAGGACACCUUUUAGCUGUCUGGAAGUCAGUUUGCUGACAGUAUCUUUAGUGUACUAUGUUUAUUGCAUCUAUCACUCGAUUAUUAUCUUGGAGGUUGUGGAGCUGCUCCAGAGACACAGCUACAGAGGACAUGUUGACGUCAGCCUCCUGGCCACCUUGGAACAAUAUAUUCGAUCUCUGCGUGGCGUCACGCUGCUGCUUCUCACCAUGAAGUGUGUGACUGUGUUGAGAAUGAACAGGACCUUGGCAUCCUCUGCUACACUCCUCACCCGGUCGCUCUCCAGCCUUUUCUGGCCGACGAUUUCAGGUCUUAUUCUGACGAUGGCGCUGGCCUGCGUUGGGAAUCUCCUGUUCGUACAAACAUCCUGGGCCUUCAGCUCACUUCCCCGCUCCCUUCAGACCCUGCUCGGUCACUGCUGGGGUUUCAGGGCCGUUAGGGAUCUUGUCUUUUCUGGCCGUGAUUUCCUUUACCGUGGAGUUCUCUAUAUGUCCUCUGUGGUGUGGAAAGCAUUGGUGAUAGGUGUGGUGUCCUCAUUGGUCAGAAGUGCUAAAAGAUCUCAAAGCUGGGGGAAUGUCUUCACCCUAGCAGAAUUAACCGACUACAUCAGAAGGACUGUCUCUGAGCGCAUUGGGCAGCGUAGACUAGCAUGGAUUGAAAAUCAUGUGGAAGGGAGGACUUAUUUCUUUGAAGAGUUUGACAGCUUACUAGAUGAACUAUUGUUCAGACUCAAUGCCCUCUCAGACAGUCUGCACCAAACUCUGCCCCCCAAAGCCCAUCACUACAGGGAGGAGGACAGUCCUGUCAUCCUACAGGAGCCCUCCAACAUGGACGCACAGGACUUUGUAAGAACACAAAAGACAGAAAGGGCGAUGAUGAAUGAUAACACGCAUGUCAGUAGCCAUGGAGAGAGCUUACCAAUAUCUUGCCUGCUCAGGUCCAAGCUUGAACCGGAAAUACUGGAGAGAGGCCAGAGGGGAGACCAUUCCUCCUCCGACAGUGUUGUGAAAUCAGAUGCUUCAAAACAACCUGAAACAAUAGCGAAAGAAAAUACAAAAGGCCGAGAGCUCCAGACAUAUUUAAAAGCACAAAAGUACAUCUCCCUCCCAGAGUCAACAUCACGCAUCAGUGGUUGGACAGAGGAUGUUCUGGAGAAGCAAGUUAACGAAUGGACUACAACAAAUGACAUGUACUGUUUAGGUAAAACACAGGCCACACAUACAGAGGUGGAGGUGGAAGUUCUAGUCCACCAGGAGCCUGUGAGUGUAAGGCCAGAUAAACAGUAGGGUCCUUAAUGAGAUAAAAAUUGUGGAUGGGACACAGAGAGCAUUUCAAAAAACAAGAUCUGUAAGGUCUGUAUUUUCAAAUCUAUUAAGAUUUACAGUAUUGUACUCUAUGUGCCAAUUAUCUUAUUUCCUCUGCUGAAUAAGCAAAAAAUAUUACCUUGAUGACAUAACCAUUUGAAAAAGUAUUCUGAGAAUGUUGUAUAGUACUUGUAUUGUUGCAAAAACUGCAUAACUAGUGGUUCAGGACUUUGUAACUGAGUUUAGUUGAAUAGUUUACAAAACACA